Molecule: messenger RNA, 1773 nt
Organism: Phycomyces blakesleeanus NRRL 1555(-)
Lineage: Eukaryota; Fungi; Mucoromycota; Mucoromycetes; Mucorales; Phycomycetaceae
Exons: 3
Coding region: 1-1773 (590 amino acids)
Source: RefSeq, a predicted model, not a curated record
AUGUCGCUCCCAACCAGGAAAUGUCGUCCCCUAAAAUUAGUGUUCAGGUUGUCCCGCCAGGCUGUCCCACUAAUAAAGUAUGGCUCUAACCAGAUAGUUACAAUAGGCUAUUGGAGCUCAACAAUUUUUUCGGAAUGGAGCCUAAUAAACUUCUACCAAAGUUUAGUAAACAUUGACCCGACCAAACCAAGAAGAGAAGCAAUUCAGCUUCUCGAAGAUGAUCUCAAAGUACUUGGUGCCGCCUUUGUUGAUUCAAAGGAGUUUAAAGUAAUAGUUGGACUUCGUGCUGCGCUUCGCAAUCAAAAUGAUGCCCUCGAUCAUUUCUGGAACACCUCUUAUCCGAAAUUGCAAAAAAAUGCUAUUGAUCACAUCACUAAUGUCGAUAAGGUGGAAGCUACUUUGGAAGAAGAGGCUACUAAUAAAGCCACUGUUGAAACCACUGAUGUUGAAAGCGAUGGUAUCAUGAUACCAAAUUCCACUUUAAGCUUGGGUACCAUAAUUAAAAGAGAGGCCUUGAAACUACAUCAGUUGUACUUGCAAAACCCUAAGCAGCUCACUGACCGCCAACGCAAAAUCAUGGCCGCUGGAUCUUCAUCCAUUCUUGAUCUUUCUGACCAAUCAUAUUCAUCUCAACGACAGCUUUUUGACAGCGAUCAGUGGAAAUAUAUCAACGAUUACUUUGACAAAAAACUCAAAAUGAAGGAAUACCCUUUGGAUGCAAUUGUCAAAAAUACUCUCAUUAUCAUUAAGAAUACGUUAGACUUAUCGAAUGAUUUUAACGCUGUUAAAAGCUAUAUUGGAAAAAUGAAAAUCAAGCAUGCAAGUGAUAUUGGCCUUUUGAGGGUUUUUAGUAUAAUAAAGCACAUACUCAGAACAAUGAAUGAUUAUAAAAAGAUACUCCGUAAUUCCAGCGGUAUCAACUACCGUGAGAAUGAUUACUUUCGAAUCCUGUGGUCUCCUUUGCUGGAGUUAUUGUUUCCUCCUUCAGAAAAUGUCCGUAUAGUCUCAGCUGAAUCGGAAUACCCACUCUCAAUCAAGGAGAAGAAGAUCCUCUAUCCCAAAACAAAGUACAUUCAUGGCUUUAAAAUUUAUAUCAGGCUGGUCGUUAAUAUUAAUACAGAAGAACUGGAUCUUGCUAUUGGUGAAUGCACCAAACGUAACAGUGACUCGAAGUCAAUUCAAGAUGAAGACAAACUAUUACGAGAGGCAAAGGAUGCAUUGGAUGGAAUCAUUCAAAAUACUUGUAAUUAUGAUUGCCGCCUAAUGACUUAUUUUAUUCAAAUUGCUGGUAUCCAUUGCUCUCUCUCAACUAUGGAGCUUGCCAAAAAUGGCCUUUAUGUCUCUAAGUACCGACACAGCUUUAACUUCCCAUCCACUAUAUCCGAUCUCUCCAAACUCCCAAUUAUUUUAGGCCACUUAUUACAAAUGAAAAAGGAGAUCAAUAUUGCUGCCGAUAAGAUUCUCCAAGCUCGUGCAACAUCAAUUGGUGGAGAAGAGUCAUUUAACCGUCCUUCAGUUUCCAAGAAGAACAAAAGGCUUGCAUGGAUGCGAGAUACAUGGUACACUCCACCCAAAGAAAAAACCUCCCAGAUUCCUAUACAUAUCUUUACUCCGCCUCCACCUCCUUCAUUCAAUGAGCCCAACGAUGAAUCAAGCGAUGAAGAAACAGCUGAUGUUGGUUUAACUGACAAGUUUGGCUGGGUAAAGUAUGCUGAAAAUGAUUUUUUUAAUGUGUUUAGCAAAGAGACUUCAACUGAGAAUCCUUACGAAUGA